UUCCCGCGCCCGCUGGCGCCCAACGUCAUCGAGAUCGGAGGCAUGCACGUCUGUUCACCUCGCACCCUACCACAGAAUUUACAAGAAUUUUUUGAUAGUGCAACGGAUGGUGCGAUACUGUUCAGCCUGGGCUCCAACAUCAAAAGCUCUCAGAUGCCUGACGAGAAGCGGGCGGCUUUUCUGACAGCCUUUUCCCAGCUCAAGCAGAGAGUUCUGUGGAAGUGGGAAACCGAGGACCUCCCGGGGAAGCCAGAGAACUUAAAGGUGUCCAAGUGGUUGCCGCAGUCAGAUAUACUGGCUCACAAAAACAUGAAGCUGUUCAUCACGCACGGUGGACUCGGCAGCACGCUGGAGGCCGUGCACCACGGGGUGCCCCUGAUUGGAGUCCCCGUGUUCGCCGAUCAGGACAGCAACAUGAUCAGGGCGGAGCAGCACGGCUACGCCUUGAGGCUUCAGUUCAGCAACAUCACUGCUGACACACUUCUGUGGGCGAUCACGGAAGUACUUGAUAAUCCCAGGUACCGGCAGCAGGCGCAGCAGCUGUCGCGCGUGUUCCACGACCGGACCCGCGCGCCGCUGGAGGAGGCGGUCUUCUGGACGGAGUACGUGGUGCGCCACGCCGGCGCCCCCCACCUGCGCUCCGCGGCGCUCCACCUGCCCUGGUACCAGCUCUGGCUGCUCGACGUGGUCGCCGCCGUGGUGGCGGCCGCCGCAGCGGUGCUGGCGCUACUGGCUCUGGCUGUCAAGGCUGCCGCCGACAGGUUAUCGAGCAAAAGGCUGGCAGCGGCUCCGCGCAGAGCCGCCAUCGUGGAUUCAAAGAAGCACAUGUGA
Schistocerca serialis cubense is the source of this 831-nucleotide messenger RNA. Its product is annotated as UDP-glycosyltransferase UGT5-like. Bases 43 to 831 code for a protein of 262 amino acids. The record is from RefSeq and is a predicted model, not a curated record. Lineage: Eukaryota; Metazoa; Arthropoda; Insecta; Orthoptera; Acrididae. The transcript has 4 exons. Gene Ontology annotation, molecular function: UDP-glycosyltransferase activity.